Messenger RNA from Canis lupus familiaris (dog), 5464 nucleotides. RefSeq names its product ring finger protein 144A (gene RNF144A). The record is from RefSeq and is a predicted model, not a curated record. Gene Ontology annotation, biological process: positive regulation of proteasomal ubiquitin-dependent protein catabolic process; protein polyubiquitination; ubiquitin-dependent protein catabolic process. Lineage: Eukaryota; Metazoa; Chordata; Mammalia; Carnivora; Canidae. The coding region runs from base 105 to 1205 and encodes 366 amino acids. Gene Ontology annotation, cellular component: Golgi apparatus; cytoplasm; ubiquitin ligase complex. Gene Ontology annotation, molecular function: ubiquitin protein ligase activity; ubiquitin conjugating enzyme binding; zinc ion binding. The transcript has 9 exons.
GAGGGGAGGGCCAGGGCUGCUUUGUGAGGGAGGCUGUUGAGUCAAAGCCGGAAGGUGGGGCAGGUGCACCUGAGGCCGGGGGCGCUGCCUGGCGGAUCGAGGGGAUGGGAACACAAGGUGCCGAGCACCCUACGGGGUCUGCUACGCUCCCGAUCCCCAGGUCUAGAGGGACCCCAGUGCCCAGGACCCUGUCCCACGGCUCCUUAUGGACGGCCUGUCAUGAAGAGAGGAACCAGCUGAAUGCACAAAAGCCCAUCAGGACACCAGGAUUUGACCAGAAGACAGUUCCUCUCCUCCCCUCAGGACUUCUCGGAGAUUGCUCUGCCAUGACCACAGCGCGGUACCGGCCCACGUGGGACCUGGCCCUCGAUCCGCUGGUGUCGUGCAAGCUGUGUCUCGGGGAGUACCCAGUGGAGCAGAUGACGACCAUAGCCCAGUGCCAGUGCAUCUUCUGUACUCUGUGCCUGAAACAGUAUGUCGAGCUCUUGAUCAAAGAAGGAUUAGAAACUGCAAUCAGCUGUCCUGAUGCUGCCUGCCCUAAACAGGGCCACCUGCAGGAGGACGAGAUUGAGUGCAUGGUUGCAGCAGAAAUUAUGCAAAGAUACAAAAAGCUACAAUUUGAAAGAGAGGUGCUCCUGGACCCCUGUCGGACGUGGUGCCCGGCCUCCACCUGCCAGGCCGUGUGCCAGCUCCAGGAGAUGGGGCUGCAGACCCCUCAGCUGGUGCAGUGCAAGGCCUGUGCCAUGGAAUUCUGCUCCGCCUGCAAAGCCAGCUGGCACCCUGGCCAGGGCUGCCCGGAGACCAUGCCCAUCACCUUCCUUCCCGGAGAGACCAGCUCUGCUUUCAAACUGGAGGAGGACGACGCACCCAUCAAGCGCUGCCCCAAGUGCAAGGUCUAUAUCGAGCGGGACGAAGGCUGUGCCCAGAUGAUGUGUAAGAACUGCAAACACGCCUUCUGCUGGUACUGCCUCGAGUCUCUGGACGAUGAUUUCCUCCUAAUCCAUUACGAUAAAGGACCCUGCCGGAAUAAGCUGGGCCAUUCCAGGGCGUCCGUCAUCUGGCAUCGGACACAGGUCGUGGGCAUUUUUGCUGGAUUUGGGCUCCUGCUAUUGGUGGCCUCGCCUUUCCUGCUCUUGGCCACGCCGUUUGUACUUUGCUGCAAGUGCAAGUUCAGUAAAGGUGACGACGACCCAUUACCCACCUAGAGGAAGGCACGAUGCUGGAACAAGACCCCUGCCUCUGGGAAGCGUGGCUCUCCCCCACCCCACCCCGCCGUCCCCUCUCACUAAACAUCUUUCUUGCCUUAUGUGCCCCAUUGAGCUUCAGUGUCACGCCGGAUGCCGUGAUUUCAGGGAGUGAUGUCAGAGCGUGCGCCGAGGCCCAGGGUGCGGCCCCCCGGGCGUGGGGAAGGCAGGCUGGCGUGGGUAGGGCACGUCCCCACACAAUCCGUCUCCGCCGACUUGACAAGGGAGGCGCCGCAUGAAGCAAGCAGGGCGGUUUUCUCCCAGUGGUGAUAGACUAGGAGUGUCUGGGGUUUGCCUGAGACCCUCUCGUGCAAAAUGUUGUCCGUCUCCUCUUUGGCGUCCAGAUGGCGCCACGUUCCUGAAAGAAGAAGUCUUUGGAGGAUUACAACUCACUUCAGACAGAAUCCGAUAAUUCUGACUUGAGGAAAGCACUCUGUUUAUGACAACUGUUUUUAUUACUAAUGGCAUUUAGUAAAAUCCUUUUUAGAAGGUGUUUUUUUUCUUUCUUUCUUUUUUUCCAACUGAGUAGUGAAAAAUCAACAAGGUGCAUCUACACCAUCCUAUGCCUUUCUUGAAAUGUGCAUUUUAGGAAGAUACCGUUAAACGACUUUUCUGGCUCGGCCACUUUUCAGGAGAUUUAGAAAGCCUUACGCGCUCUUUGUGUUUUUCUCGAAACUCGUAAUGACGUUUUGAACACUGUACGCAGCGUACUGUUACCAACGUGGGUCCCUAUGUUGUUGCAUUUCUUUGAAAAUGACCAAUGUGUUUAAAGGAGUAUCUUCAUCAUUAGAUUUUCCUUUUUUUUUUUUCUUCUCUCUCUUUGGGGGCUUCUCUCUUCUCAUCCAGGUAUGAGCAAAUAUUUUUUAAUGUCUUUGGAAACCAAAUGCUUUACUUGGGAAUCGUUCUGCUGGGAGCCACUGUGGCUUGGCUGCUUGCCUCAGCGUCCUCGUGGCAACAGGGAGAAGAGAACAGUGCUAUUGGUCCUCACCGGCAGGGCUUCCUGGCAGGACUGGACGACUCCUGGGGGCUAGGGGAGAAGCUUCCCAAUUUUCUGUUUUUUGUUUUGUUUUGUUUUUUUGUUUUUUUGUUUUUUGUUUUUAACUAAGUUAUUUUGGAGAAAUCUGUAUCGUACACUGUUCCAGGUCCUGUUGCUAACCAUUUUGCCCCACGGGGGGGGGGGGGGGGGGACAAAAACCUUCCAUUUCACUUAGUUAUUUCGAUUAGAGGAUCUUACCAACUUAGCAUCUCCUAGGCUGUGGGUGACAGUUACCAUAGAAGCAGAAUGCACGGAUCGAUAAGACACACAUUGCUCCAUCAGUUGACUUUCAAAAGUGGAGAAAGUGUGUUCUUUCCAGAGGGUUGGCUUUAAUAUGACUUUUAAAGCCACCUGAGCAAACUGAUUGCAUUGAACCUGGGACUUCUAAAAAUAAAAGAAAGGCAAAUGUAGGUUUAUCCUAGUGGGACUUUUAAAAACUCAUUACACAUUCCACAAAGGAGUGAAAUGGAAACAAAAUAUGACUUGUUUGCUUGUUGCAAGCAUAUUUUUAAAAUGGUGGGGGUUUUUUUUGUUUGUUUUUUUGUUUUGUUUCGUUUUUGGUAUGUUUGACUUCUGCAUUUGUGUGUUGGCCUCGGUUGCUGCUUUGCUUCCCCGUAUAGAAAUUUCUUCCUUUGUUCCUAACAUUUGAGAGGUUAGAAGAAACUGUACCCCUUCACUCUCCACCUGUGGUAUUAGUUAUCUUUAUGAAAUCGAAGCCAUUAGGAAACUAAUCUGUGUCAAAAUCACAUUUCAGAACAUUCUCCUUACAACCACAGUUGAAUUUUUAAUUCAGUAACAAAACAAGAACACACCUGAAAUUGUCUUUUCAAUGAAGCCCGGACAGUGAGUCCCUGUAGGUGGAUUUGUCAUGACAGGGUCUGGUGGUAAAUGGCUUUACAGAGAAGGUGACACUCCAGGAGUCGGGGGCCCAGGCUGGGAUCCGUGGGUGCACUUGUCUAGCCAGACCCUUUAAGAUGCCUAUCAAAGCCAGCAGACUCGUGGCCCUGUUUCCGGUGUUCAGGGGGCAGGCCUCACCCCAUCCUGGUCCACCUUUACUGUGCAGGGUGCUUCCCAUUGCAUAUCAUACACAGUCUGCAUAGUAGUACCCCUUUCCUUUGGGGUGGGACCUAAGCCUUUGGAAAGGAUACAUUCUCUGGGCUGGAGCCCAGAUCUCUUAAUUUUUAAUGGAUUGGGCUGUUCAUCUAGCCUGGAGAAAUCCAUAAGCAAAUCCUGCACAUCCAUAGCCUCAGCCAUCCUUGUGCCUUCACCUCUGACACAUUUCCCAAGCGCGUGGUUCGACCUAGGUAGGGACCACGGAGAUUCUGGGGCCGGCCACAGCCAAAGUAGCAUCUGCUUGCUCUGAUUUUUUGCACCAAGCAUGCUUCACUUUGCUUGGUUUGAUUUCAUAGUAACAUGACUAAAACUCUCCGUUCCUUAGGAAGAUACCAGCAGGAUUGCAUUGAGGUGUCAUGCGUAAACUUGCUUUUCUGCAGCCCGACUCCUCUGUUUCAGUAGGGAAUGCCAUUCAUUCCCAUCAUUGGUGGGGAUGCAAUAUUAACCACGCAUGAUGUAAAAUGUACACAGAGCGUGGGAAGAUGGCCCGCGUCUUGGAUUUUAACCUUGCCUUGCCAUCACUCCCCAGGGGAACUUGGGGAGCUCUACACUUCAUAGGUGGGGUGUUAAAUGGCAUAGCUUGUCUUAGUUGAAAAUUACAUUCACUUUCACGGAUGGUUUUCAUGCCGACGUUCUGGAAGCACAUGUAUGUUUAUUCCUUUAGAGGCCUUGAAAUCCUGGAGGAGGGGAAGAGGACCCCUCGACCAUGGCCGAUGCGACUGGUAUCUGGUUGGGGUGGCGCUGGAGGGCAUGGCUGACCUUCGGUCGUCUGUGUCCCUCUGACCCUCUCAUACAGUUUUCUUGGACGUGCCUGGCCUAUCGGUCUGGCUCCGUCGUGUACCGUGUAGCCGGGCCCUGGAGCUUUGUGACGGUCACAGGAGGCCAGUGCCCUCAGAGAAGGAGUCGCCGUAGAUACUCACAUAGCACAGAUUGACUCGGGAUCUGAGCAUAGUCAGUUCCUUCGAUUGCAUGAGCCGCCAUCCAGAUCAGUUCUUCCUCACCCCCCCGGGAGCAACCAGAGACUAGGGAACCACCGUGUGGCACCCUCCUAACCAAAUUCUCUCGACAACAUUCGAUUCCAUAAAACCAGUGUAGGAACCAGGCCGAUUGCUGACCAGAAUGCAGGGCCCACGGGGAAAAGGAUUCCCAGGUACGCAAAAAUUACUCCAAGAUGACUCUGUCUUUUUCAUCUUCUAUCGUAAAGUUAAAAGUUAUUUAACAGGUUAGAAGAGGACAUUUUCCCUUGGUAGUCUUUAACAAUUAGGGGAUUGGAAAGAACCAGGGUGGGCUUUUUGUAUAUUUCUCAGAUUCUCAUUUAUUAAUAAAUGCCCCUGUAUAUAAAUAUAAAUAUAUAAAUAUAUAUAUAAAUCACAGUGAAAUCAUCAAGGGAGAAACAUUUUGCAUGUAUAAAGCUUCAUGAAGGUCUCUUUAAAAAAAAAAAUACCAAAGCUUGUUUAUUCCUUAUAAUUAACCCAAGUCCUUAUGAAAAUACACAAAACGAAGAGAUUAUGGCUGGUGUUGCCAAAAAUGCCAAAUAGGACGACGGGCCUGCACUCAAAUAUAGUUGCUAAUGCGUCAGUCCUAGGAGAGCAUGCUGUUUUGGUAUGUAAAGCCCACGGGCUCCAUUCUCCCUUUGGUUUAUAUAACCCUGUCUUCCACACUUCUGGGAGCCUUUGGUGAGGGGUAGGUACCUGCCACAUGCCUGACCUUUCCUUCCUUCUUUGCUCAUUUUACCAUGGGUAUAUUUUAAUCUUGUAUAAAAAUAUGCAUGAGUGGGUCAUGCACAUGUAUACAGUACGUAUUUUACAUGCAGUGGUUAAAAAAAAAGUUCGGUUUGUGUUUUUUGAAAUGUCAGUACAUUUUGUGCCACUAACACUGUGAUGUAUAAAAGAGCUGUUUGAAUGCCUUUUAAUGUUGUGUUUUGUACUUUGGAAUCACAUGGAAAAGUUUGAUUUGUAAUUUCAAUACAUAUUUUAAAUGUAUUGUGUCUUACGUAGUUUGUCCCCCCUUUAGAAGGGAUUUCUUUUUAAAGAGAUUUUGGCUGGAAUACAGGUUACUUUUGUAAAUCCUG